Nerophis lumbriciformis (worm pipefish) is the source of this 3288-nucleotide messenger RNA. The record is from RefSeq and is a predicted model, not a curated record. NCBI's taxonomy places the organism in Eukaryota, Metazoa, Chordata, Actinopteri, Syngnathiformes, Syngnathidae.
AUGACGGCGCGCCCUAACGGCACAUCUCUCGUUCUCCCAGGUCGAGAGAAAAGAAAGAAUCCGAUGAUCUCCGCCAGCGACGCCGAGUUCCAGCGGGAUUACCGCACGCUGGCCGGCGGCGGAUCCCGGCGCUUCGUGGACGGCGCUUCCAAUGGGGGGUCGCCGGCGUCCCCGUCGCCGGAGAGGCGGCGCGCUGCCAUCCAGGCCAAGAGCCUGGAGGCCCUGGACAGCAUCCACAAAGCCGACGGCGCCGUCGCGCGUAACAAGAUGGACGGCAGCCCGGGCAGCCUGUCGCUAGGGGGCGCCGCUCGAGGACGACAGCAACAAGCUAACUAUUGGAGCUUCAAGAGUCGGACGCCUCGCGCCAGCGGGCCGAGUCCGACGCGGUCGGGCCGAGCUCCUUUUUUGUCGGCCGAACAUCCGGACGCCAUGUCGGAGCGCGACGUUCCGGCGGGCUUCAGCCGCAUGAACCGCCUACGCCAGAGUCUCCCGCUCUCUCGCUCCUCUGCCAGCCAAGCCAAACUUCACGCGCCAGGUAUGCUGUUCCUGCAGCUGGGCGAGGAGACGCGGCGCGUGCACUUGACUCACGAGCUGAGCAGCCUGGACACUCUGCGAGCGCUCAUCGUGCACAUGUUCCCUCAGAGGCUCACUAUGGCGACGCUCAGGUCUCCCAGCACGGCUCUGCUGAUCAAAGACGAGAGCCGCAACGUCUUCUACGAGCUGGAGGACCCGCGAGACGUGCGCGACCGCUGCGUCAUCAAGAUCUACUGUAAGGAGCCGGUCUACGGAACCUACCCGGGACCCCGAAACUCGCACAUGGCCAACGGGGACCUCAGGCGAGAGAUGGUAUACGCCCCCCAGGACUCACCCCCCAGCCGGCGCCUGGGCACAGCCCCGGCGUCCUCGCAGCAUUGCCCGGCCUCAUCUUCGCCGCAGGGCUCGCCAUCACGGACGCGCCUCCUCUACGGCGGGGGUGGGGUCCGUCCCUCGUCGUACGCCGGGCCUCCGCCCCACCACCAAGGCAUGUUGCUGGCACAUCACUCGCCCCCUUUACAGCAGCCUCUUUUCGGCGCCUCCUCCAGCGCCAUCUUGGAACGGCGCGACGUGAAGCCGGACGACGAGGCGGGCGGGGCCCGCGGCGUGGUCCUCCUGCGUGCCGACGAGAGGGGCGGGGGCGGCGUUUACGCCGACCCCUACUCUCUGGGCCCGGAGUCCCGCUCGGGGCUUGCCGGGGCGCCGCACUCGCCGCUCCCCAGUCGGAGCGACCCGUACGGCUCCUUGUAUCGGCGAGGGGGAGCGGGCGGGACGGUGUGCUCACUAAUGGAGGGCGGCGGCCUCUACCGAGCGGGCGGCGGCCUUUACAACGAUGCUUACGCGGCAUCUAUGUUGGCCGUCGGGCUGCGCGUGCCGCCGCCCUCCUCGCCACAGAAGAUUCCUGACAUGCGCGACACCUAUGGGGGCACACUGCCGUCCCGCGGCUCCCCCGCUAGAGGCGAGCGACGCCGCGACUCGGUGUGCCUGGCCGGAGAUGGUCCCAGGGCUAGGGGGCUGACUUCAGAACAGCUGUGCCUGAUGGCAGCAGCGGCGGCGGGAGCGGACGGGCUCCGAGCGGACGAGACGGAAACCAGAGAGCGCAUGGAGGUGAUGGAGAAGCAGAUCGCUAGCCUGACGGGACUUUUGCAGCGAGUCCUCAGCAGAGCGCCCGAUGACAACAGCCCGGAUAAAAUGGAGUCGGCCAGCGAUGGCUCGGGAACCGAACCUGGACCUGCUAAAAAAAACAGAAAAGCCGCGACUCCCUCUGGCCCACUGGCGCUGAUGCCGCCGCCCCCGUCCUCCGACCGGCCGCCGAGCGUGUCACGCGGGCAGAUGCGGCGCCAACUGUUGGGCUUACAGCAGAGCACCAACGCGCUGCGUACGCAACUCUCGCAACUACGCGACAUGCAGCUGGAGAAUCAGGAUUCGGUGCUGGCGCUGCUGAGGCAGACGGAAGCGGAGCUUAGCGUGCUGACGCUGGAGGCGACGGCGCGAACGCAAGAAGAUCCUCUGCAACGACAGCGCCUCCUAGUGGAGGAGGAGCGCCUCAAGUACCUCAAGCAGCAGGAAGCGCUGGUGCAAAAACUCCACGAACUGGAAGCUUGGGUAGAGGAUCUUCGGUUGAAAUCGAGCACAGCAACCCCGGCCGCGAGCCAACGAGACCUUCAGCUGAAAAGUGAAGAACUCAAAUCGUUGGCCGACACUCUGGCUAGCCUCAAGAGUCAGUUCCCGGGUCUUCAGAGCAAGAUGCGCGUGGUUUUGCGCGUGGAGGUGGAGGCCGUGAAGUUCCUGAAGGAAGAGCCUCAUCGUCUGGAUGCGUUGCUGCAACGAUGCGAUAACAUCCGACACUCGCUCAGCACACUUCGGAAACAGGCCAGCGAGAAGGAGCUGGAAGACGUGUCCGGCCAAUCGCAGACCAGUUCCCCCCUCAGCUUGACGGAUAGCCUGACAGACAACCUAAUGGACAGUCUGACGGAGAACCCGUGCGACGACGGAUGGAUGUCGGUUGGCGCCGCCGAGCCGGAAGAGACGCCUCCGCUGAGCUUUAGGAGUCGAGCGGCUGCUGAGAAAAGCCUUAACACGCUAGUGUCUGCUGACGUCACGCUGGCGGCGGAGCGCGACUGGGAGGAGAAGCGGGCGAGCCUGACGCAGUUCAGCGCUCAGGACAUCAACCGUCUGCUGGAGGAGACGCAGGCAGAGCUACUAAAGGCGCUGCCUGACUUGGACUUGGCCGCCAAGACUGUGGCCAAACCCGCCGUCCCCCCCAAACCCCAAAUUGCUCCCUGUACCGGUGAGCCGUCGCCGGGCAAAGUGCAGCUGGCGGCGCAGAAGCUCAACAGCAUGGAGAGCGGGGCCUCACAGCGAGGAGCAGCAGACGUGGGCGUGACCCGAUGCCGCACGGAGAAGCCAUCCAAGUCUCCGCCUCCGCCACCCCCUCGCCGCAGCUUCCCGUCGGCGCUCGUCGCCCACCGCAACACCGACAACAAGAACAUGGAGGACGGCGAGCUGCCUAAAGCGCUGGCCAAGCUGAGGCGGACCCCCUGUGAUGCGCCGCGCCCUGCUUCCACGCCGCCCGUCAUGCCAAUGUCGGACCCGCAGGACGCUGACGACAAGGAGAUCCUCGGUGGUUCACCGGCGUCCGUCAAAGGUCCGACGGUGGCGGCCCGCCUCAAACAUUUAGAACAAGGAGGACGUAAGUCCAAAGAGGACGUCAAAGCCUUUCCGGGGGGACAGCAGCAGGUUUUCCACUUCUAG